AUGUGUUAUACUUUCACAUAUAAACGCCAUGGAGCCGACCACAUAUUAUAUCUAUGUCAGCAGUGCAAGAGCAAAGGAAAGUGGAUUGGAAUCAAAGUAGAGUUUCUCACUGCUUACGGACAUAUUCUUGAUUGGGUUCUUGGUGUUGAACGGAGAAUUUCUAAGUUUGUUAAUUAUCAUGGUCACUUGGACUAUCCAACUGCUUACAGUCAGUUGAAUACACUGAUAACCCGUGAACAUCCCCAGCUUGGAAAGUUAAUUGAAGUUCUAAGAAACAUCAAUGAAGAAACUGACUCGGCACUCACUACACUUGAACAACGCCCAUCACAGACGAAACAUUUGAGAAAUCGCGACCGCGAGAGGCGCGAACGAAUAAUAUCCCAUAUGAGGAGGUUUACCGACGAAUACAACUCAGGAAUAUCUCGCGCACGCAUCGAAACUUACUGCCGUACUAUGGCGCGCUUUGUUUCGAAUAGAACAAUCUAA
Messenger RNA from Cylicocyclus nassatus, 486 nucleotides. Lineage: Eukaryota; Metazoa; Nematoda; Chromadorea; Rhabditida; Strongylidae. The record is from the annotation of a GenBank genome assembly.